Hippocampus comes (tiger tail seahorse) is the source of this 2598-nucleotide messenger RNA. RefSeq names its product mbt domain containing 1 (gene mbtd1). The transcript is spliced from 17 exons. Bases 113 to 2257 code for a protein of 714 amino acids. The record is from RefSeq and is a predicted model, not a curated record. NCBI's taxonomy places the organism in Eukaryota, Metazoa, Chordata, Actinopteri, Syngnathiformes, Syngnathidae. Gene Ontology annotation, cellular component: nucleus. Gene Ontology annotation, molecular function: zinc ion binding; chromatin binding. Gene Ontology annotation, biological process: negative regulation of DNA-templated transcription.
GCGCAGAAGCCUGCGUAAUUUGUUGAUAUCCUGUUUGGUUUGUAGUAUUCGCAGAGCCUUUGCUCUUUCGAAUCCAAAAUUAGUAAGCACCAUUGGUUUCGUUUGAGUGUGGAUGCGCUUGUCAAGAGAAGGUCAUCUGUAUGAGGGACUAAUGGAAGACACACGGGAUUUGGCUGAGCGCACCCCGCGUUCAGAACGGAAGCGGAGAGAUUCGUUUGGGAUGUUUGAUGGCUAUGACAGUUGUAGUGAGGAGUCAACCAGCAGCUCCAGCUCAGAGGACAGCGAGGAUGAGGUGGUCUCCUCUCUGCCUGCCAGUCUUCCCAUCAUCAAGAACAAUGGCCAGGUCUAUACUUAUCCUGAUGGAAAGGCUGGAAUGGCCACCUGUGAGAUGUGUGGAAUGAUUGGAGUCCGAGAUGCUUUCUAUUCCAAAACAAAGCGUUUCUGCAGCGUUUCUUGUUCCAGGAGCUAUUCUUCCAAUUCAAAAAAAGCAAGCAUAUUGGCGAGACUCCAGGGCAAGCCUCCAACAAAAAAGGCAAAAGUCUUACAGAAACAACCUCUUGUAGCAAAGUUGGCAGCUUACGCUCAGUACCAAGCAAGUCAACAGAACCAGGCCAAAUCGAAAGCUGUGGUUCCAUCUGAAAGCUUUGACUGGGGACCAUAUAUCUGUGUCAAUAACACAUCUGGAGCUCCAGUCAGCUGUUUCAAGCAUGCUCCCAUGGGGACAUGCUGGGGCGGUAUUGAGGAAGGUGUGAGAAUUGAAGUGCUCAACUCUGACACCAAUCACUCUACUAAGGUUUACUGGAUAGCAGAAAUUGUUAAGCUAGCAGGCUUCAAGGCUCUCCUGCGUUAUGAAGGUUUUGAUGUUGACAGCAGUAAGGACUUCUGGUGUAAUCUUUGUAUCCCUGAAGUUCAUCCUGUGGGCUGGUGUGCUUCGAGCGGGAAACCUCUUGUACCGCCAAAAAGCAUACAGCAUAAGCAUUCGAACUGGAAAGCAUUUCUUGUGAAGCGUCUCACUGGAGCUAAAACACUGCCACCCGACUUUAAUGUCAAGGUACAUGAAAAUACACAGUUCCCUUUUAAGAAGCUGAUGCGGGUAGAGGUGGUGGAUAAAAAUUAUCUUUGCCGGACACGAGUGGCCUUGGUGGAGCAAGUCAUUGGAGGACGGCUCAGGCUGGUCUAUGAGGAGAGCCAGGAUGGAUCCGAUGACUUCUGGUGUCACAUGUACAGUCCUCUAAUUCAUAAUAUUGGAUGGUCGCGCAGCAUUGGACAUCGCUUUAAAAGAUCUGAUGUAACAAAGAAAAUUGAAGGUCAAGUUGAUGCCCCCCCACAGCUCUUCCAAAAGGUGCGAGAUGUGGACCAAAGUGUGGAUUGGUUCAAGGACGGCAUGAAGUUGGAAGCUAUUGACCCUCUCAAUCUCUCAGCGAUAUGUGUAGCCACUGUAAGAAAGGUGUUGGCAGAUGGGUAUCUUAUGAUUGGAAUUGAUGGUUCUGAAGCGGUUGAUGGAUCAGACUGGUUCUGCUACCAUGGCACCUCACCCUCCAUCUUCCCCGUUGGCUUCUGUGAAAUCAACAGCAUUGAAUUGACCUCCCCUCGAGGUUACACUAAGCUGCCAUUUAAAUGGUUUGACUACCUCAGAGAAACUGCUUCAAUAGCUGCUCCUGUAAAGCUCUUUAACAAGGAAGUUCCCAAUCAUGGUUUCCAACGAGGCAUGAAGCUGGAGGCUGUUGACCUGAUGGAGCCACGUCUGGUGUGUGUUGCUACAGUGACAAGAAUUGUACAUCGGCUCUUAAGGAUCCACUUUGACGGCUGGGAAGAUGAGUAUGACCAAUGGGUUGACUGCGAAUCACCUGAUCUUUAUCCUGUGGGUUGGUGUCAGCUGACGGGGUAUCAACUUCAACCCCCAGCCUCCCAGAGUACCAGAGAAAUGUCUCAGUCACUCCCCAAACAGAAGAAAAAGGCCCAGCAGUAUAAAGGCCAAAAGAAAAAGAGGAAAAUUCCAGUUGGUCGGCGGCCCUUCUCUCAGGCAGUCAGGAGGAGAAGCUUUUCAGGGGAUGAAGAGCAGAGUCCACCCUUUUACCAUGUUGAGGGGCCAACCCAGCUCCAACUCCGAACUCACCUCCACCAAACCCAUAAAUCAGACUCGCUCCUACGAAUGAAGGAGGAGAUGAUGGAGGCGGAUGAGUUCAACUUUUCCCAGGGCACCUCGGAUCAGGAGAGUAAUGGCUCAGGAACAUUCUACAUUAAACAGGAACCCUAAGGUCUGGGGUUCAAAUCAGGACUCAUGGAAGAAGGAUUGUGCAAGAAGUCUGGAGAAUCGGUGUGAGUUCAGAUUACACCUACAGGCACAUAUUUCUAAACGGAGAAAUAAGGUAAUGAAGAGAACAUGGUCAGUUCCUCGCCUGUUGAAAAAAAAAAUAUGGGUAUCCUCCGCAAUCAUUUCCAUAAGUGUGUAUAGAUUACAGAUGUUAGGAGCUCCUUUCUCCUGUCUAAACAUUCAACUAAGCUAUUUUUUUAAUAUAUGAACUAUAAAACAACCUUUCCUACGUACUCCAUGUCAGUUUCAGCUGCCCCAGGCCUGCAUAAAAUGUGAUAACUAUG